GAAAAUGUGCGAUUUUCGGACAUGAAUGCUGCCUCCGGGUUCUAAUGCCAGCAGAGUACUGAAUCGACAGCCGUCUGGACGAGUAUGGACGUGACGGCUACGCAAAAGCUUCCAUCUCUGUUCGUGUUUGAAAUGCUUUCUGUCUCCUGCCGUAUACUCACAUGGAAGUUCGGGACUCUGUGGCACGCGGCAAUUUCGAGAAAGUGUGUUGGGGAUCAUCUUCAUCUUCAGGUCUUUGAGAAUUCUGUGAGGCCAGACUCUGAACUUGCUAUAAACUGAAGCAUUCGCAUUCUCUUGCUCGGAUACACUGAGGCGAUUGAAUCAGGUUCCGCACUUUCCAGAUUAGUAAUAUCGUCUCGAUAUAGCACCCAACUGAAAGCAUCAAUUUUCCAGCCAGAGAAGUUUGAAGCCAAUUCUGUUUUUGGUAACAAGUUUUUAUCUAAGAGAGCUCUUUCGACUGGAUCAUGGAACUCGUGGAGCCAACAGUCGAUGGAGGAGGAAACAUUCAACCUGUUUCUAUGAAUCAGAUGGCUCAUACUAAUUUGAGCAGGCUGCGAAAGGCUAGCGCACUUCCGCUGUCCUGUAUCAACCACAUCUCGAGGAAGUGCAGCAACUUGCCAGAGUCUCAAAGAUUUUACGAGGAUUUGUUGGGCUUCGUCCAGGUCAAGAGGCCCGGGUCUCUAGCCGUCAGCGGUGUUUGGCUGUUCAAUUACGGAAUUGGCAUCCAUUUAUUGCAGUCGAUGGCAUUGCCGGGUUCAGCUCAAAGAAAGGAGCUCAAUCCCAACGACGACCACCUGUCUUUCCAGUGCGAAGACAUCGAUCGGGUGGAGAGAAUGCUGCGAGCGAACGGGGUGCAGUUCUUGCGACGGGAGAUCGAGGAAGAUGGCAUUAUGAUCGACCAGCUCUUCUUCCACGACCCCGACUGCUUUAUGAUUGAAGUCUGCAACUGCGAUCAGCUUCCUCUGGUCCCGCUCGCACGCUCGGCGUCCCUCAAGAACCAGCACCACUUCUUCUCGGCCUGCAAACGCACCAUGGGCCUCAUCAACGCCGCCUCCACCUUCACCGCUGCACAUACUCCGUCCCCACCCACGGAUCAGACCCUAAACCAGACGUGAUCACCCAUCUCGCACCAUCGCAUAUAUCAUCACUCAUAUCACCUGUCGUCCUCCAUUUACAUAAAUUCUGACACUGAACAUACCAUUCAUGCACUUCCGCCUUCCGCCUUCUUUAUGAACUUUACAGGAUCCAGAGUCCCAGACCUUCUGCACUCCCUCUCUGCUGACACAUGCCAAAGCCAUCAUCCGUAGCGUGUAGAACUGAUGCAGACAGCUCAAACUUCUUUCUUUUCUUCCAGUCGAUGAGGUGGCUCUAGUGGUAGGUCGGUCUCUCGCACACAACGCUCUGUCUACAGGCUUGUAAAUGCAACGCAGCUCAGAUGAGCUCAGGUGGAUUUGUAAAAGGCUGGAAUAGCUGGAGUCUCGAGGAUAUAAUGUAUCUAGAUAACCAUAGAUAUACAUUCUGUAGUCUCGUUACAUUGAACAUGUACAUUGCUCUGUGUCGU
Molecule: messenger RNA, 1561 nt
Organism: Marchantia polymorpha subsp. ruderalis
Lineage: Eukaryota; Viridiplantae; Streptophyta; Marchantiopsida; Marchantiales; Marchantiaceae
Source: the annotation of a GenBank genome assembly